Molecule: messenger RNA, 5871 nt
Organism: Drosophila rhopaloa
Lineage: Eukaryota; Metazoa; Arthropoda; Insecta; Diptera; Drosophilidae
Gene: vir
Product: protein virilizer
Exons: 6
Coding region: 91-5655 (1854 amino acids)
Cellular component (GO): RNA N6-methyladenosine methyltransferase complex
Molecular function (GO): RNA binding
Source: RefSeq, a predicted model, not a curated record
CUGCGGCCUCAUUUGACGCCAAUUUUUCUUAAACAUAAAUAGGAACUGGUGGAUUCUGUCGAUUAAAUUUCGUAUUAAAACGCACCAGACAUGGCCGAGGUUGACGAUGGGUCCGAGUUGCUAUUUUUCGACACCUUCUCGCACGAGGAAGUGACGGACAUCAAUUUGGAUCUGGUCCAGUUUCCCAAGCCGGUCUUCAUCACACAGGUGCGGAUCAUUCCCUUGGGGGCCCGUGUGCAGGCGGACUUUCCCGGCGGCGUUCGCCUGGGAGCCACAAAUCCCUCCAAGUUCGAUCUGGAGUUCUUCGUCAACGACCUGGGAAUGCCGGCUGCGUCUGCCUUUGAGAAUCUCGGUCUGCUGCGGUACAAUCAGAACGACUGCAUCCAUUUGGACUGCUCGCAAGAGAAGAUCGUUACGGACGGUUUGGUGCUGCGAGGCUGGUACAGCACCAUCACCCUGGCCAUAUACGGUAUCUUCACAAACUCUGUGACUGAGCCCAUUGCCAGUCCUACGCUGCCCUGCGAACCUGUGGGCCCGGAGAUAAGCAAUCUAAGUGGCGAGGUGCUCCUGCAAGAUGAUGUGCUGAAGGACGAGUGGCAGGAGCCGAUGCAGGCCGAAAUGCUUGCCGCCCACAAGGGUAACGUUAGCGACUACGACCCGGAGGACAUGGAGUAUGGCCUGUCGCGGGAUCACUACCACCAGCAUGCAGAUGAGCAGGAGCCGCGCGAGAUGCGUCGCCUGCGACGCUCCACGCAUUCCACGGACCACUCACCACCGCCGCCAAGAAGAUCGCACACGCACUCGGAGAGCAACGACCGGGAGUACAUCAGAUGUGCACGCGACAAGGGCUCCAGGGAUUGGUCGCGAUCGCCGGAAUACUCCAGUCAUCGGUCGCGUCGCAAGCGCUCAGAGAGAUCACGUUCCGACGUGGACGAGCACAAGUGGCCCAGGACGCCGCCUGCGUCAAUUGACUCACCCACGCGGCCGCGUUCGCCCGAUACGAUGGACUACGAUGACGACGACUCGCGCUCUCACUAUAAGAUGCAGUCUUCACACUACCGACACUCCUCGGAGUCGCUGCAUCGUGGUGAUCGAGAUAGGGAAGAUGAGGAUCGAUCAUGUACCCCGCAGGAGCAGUUUGAGCCCAUUCUUAGUGACGACGAGAUAAUCGGGGACGACGAGGAGGACGAUGCAGUGGACGCUGCUGCCAUUGCGGAGUACGAGCGGGAACUGGAGGCCGCGGCGGCCGCAGCGCCCCCUGCCAUUGAUGCUUUCGAGCCUUGGCAAAAACCUCUAUUGGUCUAUGAAGGGGAUAUGACUGCCCACUUCAGCAAGGAGCUAGAAACUCUGAAGCUGCUUUUUAAAAAGCUGGUCCUGCAAACCAGAUGCGAGAAUGUGACUGCCUUCAGCGAGGAACACGGCGCGAGUGUGGACGAGAGGGAGCAAUUUGUGUACUUGGGAGAGCAACUAAACAAUCAAUUGGGAUACUUGGCCCAGCACUUUAAGAGGAGGAACUUUGUCCUGCAGCAGUUCUUUGGUAACGAUGAAGUACAUUUACGUCAGGCUGCAAACGUGCUUCAGAUUGCCCUGAGUUUUCAGGCUGCCUGCAUGCAGCCCCAGCCUGCCUUUAAGAUCCGGCACAUUAAACUGGGUGCCCGAAUGGCUGAGCUGCUGGGCAGCAGUGAGGACCUCUUCCAGCACUUGUUAAAAGAGCAUCAAUUCGACACAUUUGAGGCAGUAUUCCAGUUGUAUCACGAACCGUACAUGGCGCUGUCCAUUAAACUGCAACUUCUCAAAGCCGUUUACGCCCUGCUAGACACCAGGAUGGGCAUCGAACAUUUUAUGGCUUCGAAAAACAAUGGCUACCAGAUGAUAAUAGAGUCCAUCCAAGCCGCUAAGCUGACGAGGACAAAAUAUGCACUGCAGGCAAUCAUUAAGAAACUGCAUUUGUGGGAAGGACUAGAGAGUGUACAAAUCUUGUGCCGACGGCUCUUUGUGGACAGGAUUAUCAUUCCUGGUAAUCAGGACCAGAUGGAGGAGACUGUGAUAAUUUGUCAGCAAAUAGAGUUCGCCUUCGAAAUGCUAAUGGAUGCAUUGUUUUCCAGCCAGUUGAGCUAUAUGCAACCGCGACGCUUUCUCCCUGUGUCCAAGAAGUUCGAGGUGGUUACCGAUCCCACGGCGCAGCGCGGCUUCGGAAAUGCCCUCCAGUCCUAUUUGGGACAGAAUUUUUUGGCGGAAUCAUUGCUGGUAAUGUUGGGAAACUGCAAGGAAUUGCCGGCCACCACCUAUCUGAGUAUGCUGGACCUAAUGCAUACUCUUCUCCGUUCCCAUGUUGGUAUUGAUUACUUUGUGGAUGAUGCUUUUCCUGUUACGCAGACAAUCGUCGCUAUUUUGCUCGGAUUGGAUGAGGUGCCUAGAAAUCCUGAGGAAAAGGAGGUGAAGCCGGAGAAGUUAGAGCCCGAGGACAAGCCAAUGGAAGUCACUGAUGAAGCUGUGGAUGCUGGGGGAGAGAAGGCAAGCUUAGUAAGCGCAGACGAAGAGGUAAACCCUGCUCCUGUCUCGGCUCCAGUUCCUGCCUCUGCACCUGUACAACAAAUGCGACCCAGACCGAUCCUUCGUCCAGUGCUGCCACGCCUUGCCAGACUGGGUAUCGAAAUGUCGUACAAGAUGCAGACACGUUACCAUCUGGACGCUAUUGUCUACGCAGCCGCUGCUCCCGAAUACGAUUCCGUCAAGUUGGCCACCCAUAUGCAUGCCAUUUACUCUCAAACCUGCGACCCCGCUGGACGCCAACACACUGUGGAGGUGCUGGGUUUAAAUAACAACCUUAAGAUCUUCAUGGAUUUGAUUAAAAAGGAGCAGCGCCUGCAGACGCAACGCCAACUUAGUUCCCCGGGCACAAAAUACAAGAGCCCGGUGUUGAGUUAUGCGGUCGAUAUGGUGGACGCUUGUGUCCGCUAUUGCGAACAGCUGGACUACCUAAUCGAACAUGGAGGAGUGAUCCUGGAGCUGGCCAAGAACCACGAAACCUUUGAGCCAUCGGUAUCGGCGGUGUUGCAGGAGAUGUACGUGUACAUGAAACCCCUUGAGGCUAUUAAUGUAUUCGUUUAUGAUGACAUUAUGCCGCUGGUGGAGGUGAUAGGCCGAUCUUUAGAUUACCUGACCACGUUCCCUGGAGAUUUAAUUAUGGCCCUGCGGAUUUUACGUUACCUUUCCAUCAGCAAGCCGGUUGCGGGUCAAAAGGCUCCUCCUGUGACCGAGGAGCUGAAACAUCGCUUUGUGGCCCUCCAAUUAUAUGCGGCGGAUGGUGUCCAGCUUUGUAUUCAAAUAAUGGAGCGAUUGUGUGCCUACUUCGAGCAGCCAGGUGCGCAUGCACCUGCCUUGAUGACCAUCCAGGGUGUGCACUGCUGCCAGAUCAUGCUGCCCACGCUCCAGAUCCUCCGAGAGCUGCUAUCCUACGCGAUCUUGUGUAGAGAUGGCACUUAUAAGGACCUCACUGCCAUCGACCACCUUGUGAAGGUGUACUAUCUGCUCUAUUACUACCCCACGCGUUGUCAGGCGGGACCCGAGGUAGAGCAGUGCAAGAUGGAGGUGGUCCAGACACUCCUUGCUUAUACUCAGCCCAAUGAACAAGACGAGGAGUCACUGCAUAAGUCACUAUGGACGCUGAUGAUCAGGGAGGUGCUUAAAAAUGUCGAUGGUCCAGCACACUUCAUUCCAGGACUCAAACUUCUCGCGGAGCUGCUACCUCUCCCUCUGCCGAUGCCUCAGCCACUUUGUGACCAAUUGCAGCAGCAGCAUAAGCAGCGCCUAAUCACCGAGCGGAAACUGUGGUCCGCCCACCUGCAUCCCCAGAGCGGACAAAUUGCAAAGCUGGUGGAGGCACUGGCUCCGUCCAGUUUCCCGCAGCUGUCGGAGCUGCUGCAGCGAGUAUGCAUGCAACUGUCGGAUUUGGCGCCCAACAUGACGCUGCUCAUCGCCAAGACUAUAACGGAACUGCUGUGCAAUGAAUAUCAGACGUCCAACUGUAUUCCGACCACCAAUUUGGAACGACUGCUCCGUUUCUCCACGCGUCUAUGCGCCUUUGCUCCGUUAAAGAGUUCCAUGUUGUCAAUACUAUCGGGCAAGUUCUGGGAACUUUUCCAGUCGCUGCUGGCAUUGAAUGAAUUUAACGACGUGGUAUCCAACUGCCAGGAGGCUGUCCAUCGUAUUCUGGACAGUUUCCUUGACUCCGGAAUUUCGCUUAUCUCGCAUAAGUCUACGGCCUCGCCAGCACUCAAUCUUUCUGCGGCAUUGCCUCCAAAGGAACUGAUUCCCCGAAUUAUCGAUGCUGUUUUUAGUAACUUAACCAGUGUGGAGGUCACCCACGGUAUAUCUAUUCUGGCGGUGCGCAACCUGGUCAUCCUCACAGAGCAUGACUUCACCUUCUACCACCUGGCACAGUUGCUGAAGCAAAAGAUCACAGAGUUCCAGGCAUGGAUGGAGCGCGUAAUUCUUCACAACGAAACGGUGGAAUACAACGCCAACAUCGAGUCUCUAAUCCUGCUGCUACGUUCUCUAACCCAAAUUGAACCGCCGCCCACCAUGUCAGCUAUGCCGCAUCGCACCCUGAAACUGGGCGCCACAGAACUUGCCCAGCUAGUGGAGUUUCAGGACAUUGAACUUGCCAAGCCUCCUGUACUUAGUCGCAUUCUCACCGUCAUGGAGAAGCAUAAGGCGGUGGCCAACGAGGCAGCACUAAGCGACCUUAAGCAACUUAUUCUGCUUCAGGCCUCCAAGCAGGAGAUUAUCGCAGGAACCAGUACUGAAACGCUAACUGAGGGUGAGGGAGAAGUCAAUCUCGCUGCCACUAGCGGCAGUGGACCUCUGACCGUGGAACCAUAUCUGCCACAGGCCGAGGGCAUAGUCACACAGUACGAAGCGCGUCCAAUCUUCACUAGAUUCUGUGCCACCGCCGAAAAUGCACAGCUCACGGCUCGCUACUGGCUGGAUCCGUUGCCCAUUGAACUAAUUGAGGACAUGAACGAGCCGAUCUACGAGCGUAUUGCCUGCGAUCUUACGGAUUUGGCAAACGUGUGUCUCAAUCCGGACUUGAAUGUGGCUGGGGAUAGCAAGAGGGUAAUGAAUUUAUCCGGCUCACCGCAAUCCAAUCGCGAAAUGACCCCGACCGCCCCCUGUUUCCGCACUCGGCGCGUGGAAGUGGAGCCAGCCACUGGUCGACCAGAAAAGAAGAUGUUUGUUUCGUCAGUGAGGGGUCGUGGUUUCGCUAGACCUCCACCGUCCAGGGGCGAUCUUUUCCGCUCGCGUCCACCCAACACAUCAAGACCGCCCUCCCUACACGUUGAUGAUUUCCUGGCCUUGGAAACUUGUGGCGCCCAGCCCACUGGACCCACAGGCUACAACAAGAUUCCCUCCAUGCUGAGGGGCUCUAGAGUGGGACGCAAUCGGGGAUCCCGCAUCUCGGCGGCAGCCGCUUUCAGGCAAAAGAAGCUGAUGCGCAUCGGUUCGCCCUCUAGCUGGGCAGAGUCCUCCGGAUCCUAUCGGUCAGGCUCGGACUCGCAUUUCAAUAGCAGCGAUUCCCACUAUUCGUCGCCCCACUACAGUGGAAGAUCGCGUGGGCGUGGCCUGCGCUCCAGACCAUCCUACUUGAGAUAGGAGGAUAUUUCCGCUCAACAGCCUGGUUCCCAACUCCAGUUCACAUAGACAUAUAGUCCGAAAACGAACAGAACUUCAGAACCAGGUGGUUGUUAAUUAAGCAGUUUAACUACAGUACUCAAAAACAUUUGCAGAUUUUGUAUUAGCUUACUGUUUUUUCCCCAAUUUGUAUAUAAGCUUAAAGUUAAUUUUCUGUAAUUACACUGUGCAAACGGA